AUGGCCACUCCUCUUGCAUUGCCCCCAAAUACCAGUCCGGAAACCUUUAAAAACUUCCUGGCCGCAGUAUCCAAGACCGUCGGUGAUGAGAACAUCAGAGUAGUGACGAGGCUUGAAGAGCUACACGAUGGCACUUACCACGAACAACCCCGAACCCAUGAUCCCCAUCACAUUGUUGAUCAGGACUAUUUCCUAGCUUCGGCAGUAAUAUGUCCACGUUCUGUGCCAGAUCUGCAGGCCAUCGUCCGCAUUGCCAACGAAUUCCAAAUUCCUCUUUGGCCUACUUCUAUCGGUCGCAACUCUGGAUAUGGUGGCGCUGCUCCUAGGCUUCGCGGAAGCGUUGUUCUGGAUCUUGGAAGACAUAUGAACCGUGUACUUGAGGUCAAUGUUGACGGUGCCUAUGCUGUUGUGGAGCCAGGUGUUACUUUCGCCGAUCUUCACCAGUACCUGGUUGAACAUGGACUGAGAGAUAAGCUCUGGAUUGACGUAAGUUCUAACUGGGUUUGGUUCCUGAUCUGGGUGGAGGCUCGGUUCUUGGGAAUACUGUGGAGAGGGGAGUCGGGUAUACACCUUACGGAGGCAAACCACUGGAUGAUGCACUGCGGAAUGGAAGUUGUACUUCCCAGUGGUGAACUGAUGCGAACCGGCAUGGGCGCUAUGCCACAGCCGAAGAAGCUCGGUGAACCAUCUGUUCCACUGCAUGAGGAGCCUGGUAACAAAUGCUGGCAACUAUUUCCCUACGGCUUCGGACCUUACAACGAUGGGCUAUUCUCUCAAAGUAACCUAGGAAUAGUGACAAAGAUGGGAAUAUGGCUAAUGCCUAACCCCGGUGGAUAUCAAUCCUAUCUCAUCACUUUCCCUAGAGACGAGGACCUUCAUCAGGCAGUCGAUAUUAUUCGACCUCUCAGGCUGCAAAUGAUUCUUCAAAACGUCCCGACUAUUCGCCAUAUUCUAAUGGAUGCUGCUGUUCUGGGAACAAAGACAGAAUACACAUCAACUAAAGGCCCUCUCGAUGAUGCUGAGCUUGAUGGGAUUGCUAAACGCCUGAAUCUCGGACGAUGGAAUUUCUACGGCGCUCUUUACGGUCCUGAGCCAACUCGAAAUGCUCUCUGGGGUAUCAUCAAAGAUGCUUUCUCGGCAGUUAGGGGUGCCAAGUUCUACUUCCCCGAAGAUAUCAAGCAGAAGAGUGUGCUGCACACUAGAGACAAGACCCUACAAGGAAUUCCGACGUUUGACGAGCUGGCGUGGAUCGACUGGCUUCCCAACGGUGCUCACUUGUUCUUCUCGCCCAUCAGUAAGGUAUCUGGAGAUGAUGCGAUGCUCCAGUACUCAGUUACAAAAAGACGAGCGCGGGAGGCUGGAUUGGACUUUAUCGGAACUUUUACUGUUGGUCUCAGAGAGAUGCACCAUAUUGUAUGCAUUGUAUUUGAUCGCAAAGACCCGGACUCCAAGAGUAGAGCACACUGGCUUAUCAAGACACUGAUUGCUGAUUGCGCAGCCUACGGCUGGGGUGAGUAUCGCACUCACCUGGCAGUUAUGGACCAGAUUGCGGAAACUUACAACUGGAACAACAAUAUCCUUAUGCGAUUCAACGAGGCCAUCAAGAACACCCUUGAUCCCAAUGGAAUCAUUGCGCCGGGCAAAAAUGGUAUUUGGCCAUCCACCUACCAGAAGAGUUUGUACAAGCUUUGA
Penicillium atrosanguineum is the source of this 1692-nucleotide messenger RNA. Its product is annotated as FAD-binding oxidoreductase. Gene Ontology annotation, biological process: lactate catabolic process. The transcript is spliced from 6 exons. Gene Ontology annotation, cellular component: mitochondrion. Lineage: Eukaryota; Fungi; Ascomycota; Eurotiomycetes; Eurotiales; Aspergillaceae. Gene Ontology annotation, molecular function: D-lactate dehydrogenase (NAD+) activity; FAD binding; D-lactate dehydrogenase (cytochrome) activity. The record is from RefSeq and is a predicted model, not a curated record. Bases 1 to 1692 code for a protein of 563 amino acids.